CCGUUGAAAUCCCUCACGGUGUCUUGCUGCGGCGCCGCUCCUCCUAGGAUGGCUGCCCUGGUUCUAAGCAAGCCUGGAACCGGGCUAGACAGUGGCCGUCAGUGCAGCCGGGGUACGGCCGUGGUGAAGGUGCUGGAGUGUGGGGUUUGCGAAGAUGUCUUUUCUUUGCAAGGAGACAAAGUUCCCCGCCUUCUGCUUUGUGGCCACACAGUCUGUCAUGACUGUCUCACCCGCCUGCCUCUUCACGGAAGAGCAAUCCGUUGCCCUUUUGAUCGACAAGUAACAGACCUAGGAGAUUCAGGUGUCUGGGGAUUGAAAAAAAAUUUUGCUUUAUUGGAGCUUUUGGAACGACUACAGAAUGGACAUAUUGGUCAGUAUGGCACUGCAGAAGAAGCCAUUGGGACAUCUGGAGAGAGCAUCAUUCGUUGUGAUGAAGAUGAAGCUCAUGUUGCAUCAGUAUAUUGCACUGUAUGUGCAACUCACUUGUGCUCAGAGUGUUCCCAAGUUACUCAUUCUACAAAGACAUUAGCAAAGCACAGGCGAGUGCCUCUUGCUGAUAAACCUCAUGAGAAAACCAUGUGCUCUCAGCAUCAGGUGCAUGCCAUUGAGUUUGUUUGUUUGGAAGAAGGCUGUCAAACUAGUCCACUUAUGUGCUGUGUCUGCAAAGAAUAUGGAAAACACCAAGGUCACAAGCAUUCAGUAUUGGAACCAGAAGCUAACCAGAUCCGAGCAUCAAUUUUAGAUAUGGCUCACUGCAUACGGACCUUCACUGAGGAAAUCUCAGAUUAUUCCAGAAAAUUAGUUGGAAUUGUUCAGCACAUUGAAGGAGGAGAACAAAUAAUAGAAGAUGGAAUUGGAAUGGCCCACACAGAACAUGUACCAGGUACUGCGGAGAAUGCCCGGUCAUGUGUUAGAGCUUAUUUUUCUGAUCUACAUGAAACUCUGUGUCGUCAAGAAGAAAUGGCUCUAAGUGUUGUUGAUGCUCAUGUUCGAGAAAAAUUGAUUUGGCUCAGGCAACAACAAGAAGAUAUGACUAUUUUGUUGUCCCAGGUUUCCACAGCUUGUCUCCAUUGUGAAAAGACUCUGCAGCAGGAUGAUUGUCGAGUUGUCUUGGCAAAACAAGAAAUUACAAGGCUGCUAGAAACAUUGCAAAAACAACAGCAGCAGUUUACAGAGGUUGCAGAUCAUAUUCAAUUGGAUGCCAGCAUCCCUGUCACUUUUACAAAGGACAAUAGAGUUCACAUUGGACCAAAAAUGGAAAUUCGAGUUGUUACAUUAGGAUUAGAUGGCGCUGGAAAAACUACUAUUUUGUUUAAGUUAAAACAGGAUGAGUUUAUGCAGCCUAUUCCAACAAUUGGUUUUAAUGUGGAAACUGUAGAAUAUAAAAACCUGAAGUUCACUAUUUGGGAUGUAGGUGGAAAACACAAAUUAAGACCAUUGUGGAAACAUUAUUACCUCAAUACCCAAGCUGUUGUAUUUGUUGUUGAUAGCAGUCAUAGAGACAGAGUUAAUGAAGCACACAGUGAACUUGCAAAGCUGUUAACAGAAAAAGAACUCCGAGAUGCUUUGCUUCUGAUUUUUGCUAACAAGCAGGAUGUUGCUGGAGCCCUUUCAGUAGAAGAAAUCACUGAACUUCUCAGUCUUCAUAAACUGUGCUGUGGUCGUAGCUGGUAUAUCCAGGGCUGUGAUGCUCGAAGUGGCAUGGGACUAUAUGAAGGGUUGGACUGGCUCUCACGGCAACUUGUGGCUGCUGGAGUAUUGGAUGUUGCUUGAUUAUAUAUGCAACAGUUGUUUCAAGUUUUGUGGUUAAGAGUUAUUUUGCACAUAAUAUAUUAUUAAGAAAUUCUACAUCUCAAGAUAUUAAUUUAGAAUACAUAUAUAAAAGGAAUAUUGGAUUGGGAGAGCAGCACAAUAUUGCUUUUAAAAAUAUUAUUCUGUAGCAAAUUUAAAUAUCUGAGUAGAUUAAAUUGGAGUAAAAAGGGUUUCUUGAGUAUACAUUUUUUUAAAUGUACAUUUGUUAUUUGAGUUUUUCAGAUUAUAUGUGACCCCUAUAUUGGGAAGGAAAGUUACAGAGAAGGGUUAGUGAAGGCUUGUUCUUACUGCCCACUGAGUGCCUAAUGGAACCUCUGUGUGAAGCAAAUGAAGCAUGACUUUAACUAGACUUUUCACUGAACUUUUGCAGGUUUAGUAGUGAGAAUGGCAAUGACUUAAUGAAAGAGAAUCCACAAAUUGCAUCUUUGGGUAAUAGGUUACUUUUAUCUUUAGUGUAACAGAAUACCUUUAAUACUAAGACUAUAAGCUAUAGAAAAUUAAUGUUUUAUACAGUGUUUUCUUAAAACUUUCUCCUAAAGCAUUUUGUAUAAAACCCAGUAAGUCAGAAUGAAAUGUUGCUUAACUAAGCCUGUCAAAUUAGUACUAACCUAAAGAAGAAUUAAUAAUAAGAAAACUGUGAAAGUCAGUUAUGUUCUAGUUGAUCUUCACUUAUGAAAGACCCAUUUCCGGGGCUGAAGCUGGAUGUAUUAUUUCCUAGGUCACAGCUCUAACCUGUUUUUUCUAUUUUUUCAGCUUAUUUGAAGUAUUACUUAAUGUUUAAAAGUAACAUGGUAUCCUUAGUGAGAAUCACUGUACUUAAAAGCUAUUAAAACAAGGGUUGGGCUUACAUAAAAGAGAAAGAUCUAAGUAGAAAACUGCCUUCACCUUAAAUCAUUUAAACAAUGGAGAAUAAUUUUCCAAAGUAUGUGCAUUUAUCUUGAGAGUAAAACAUGAUCAAGGCUCUUUGUAACAAGGCCUUAAAAGUUAUUUAAGAGAAAAAGCAUGUCCAAGGGAGGAAAAGAAAACGUUGAAAAAGUUUACAUUUAUUAAGCAGUGUUGUAAGUAAAAGUUUAAAAAUUUUGUGCUUUAGUGUUUUUCAUUUUUAAGGAUAUUCCCUUAUUAUGGCAGUACAACUUACUAUAUUUAAACAUAGCUAGAUUGGAUUUCAUGGUUUUUUAAAAAACACUUUUUAUAUUUUAGGAUGAAGUUGAAUCAUAAAUCUUAGUUUAACUACUGUGAGGACAUUGAUGUCUAAUGACAAGAUGUGACACGUGGUGGUACUGUUUUGGUUCACUCUCUUCAAAUAUAUUUUUGGUUGUUUAAAAACAACAAAGCUUUUAGAAAACAAAGCAUUGAAAAAAAGUCCAGUGUUAUGGGCAAUGUGUAAAUAAGUAAAUAUAAUUGUCCUUUAUUUUUCAAGUAAAAGGUCAUGCUGUUACAAGUGUAGUUUGUGCAUAUAAGUAAUACUUCUGAAUUAAAUUAUUUAAUAUUGGACUGAUUGCAAUAACUGUGAAAAAAAAGUAGGUAUUACACACAUUUGCCUGUGAGCCUUUGAACUGUUUUCUCUACUAGGUUACUGAAAGAAAAAUGUGUAACACUAAUAUGUAAACUUGCUUUUCUUGUAAAUUAUUAAAUAUAUUUCACCAAUUUUGUUAAACUUUAUAAUUCACAUUCUUAGCAUAUUACUAAACACAAUUUAAAAAUUGUGCUUAGACCUGAUUAUAAUGUACAUAAUAGUGGUGUUUCUGUGUAAUUUCUUUUUAAGAAAUACUUUUCUUAGGCUGUUACUAUUUGUGGUUGUACUAUUUCACUAAUGAUUAGUUAAGAUUGUGCUAGUUCCCUCUGGGAAAUGUCAGAUUUAAGAAUGAGAGAGGCAUUUUAAGUCCAGCCUAUUAGGAUUUGAUUCCUAGCUUUGAAUAUCUGUAUUAGGCCUACAUAUUACUGUAUGAUUUUUGUAAAGCAGGUUUUUCAAGUGUAUAAACCCAGGUCUGUAAAUCUGGAAUGCUUUAUAAUCACCGGACUACACAUAUGAUCAGUAUAGACAGCAAUAAAAUGUUA
This is a messenger RNA of Pteronotus mesoamericanus, 3870 nucleotides long. RefSeq names its product tripartite motif containing 23 (gene TRIM23). Bases 49 to 1773 code for a protein of 574 amino acids. The record is from RefSeq and is a predicted model, not a curated record. NCBI's taxonomy places the organism in Eukaryota, Metazoa, Chordata, Mammalia, Chiroptera, Mormoopidae. Gene Ontology annotation, cellular component: plasma membrane; lysosomal membrane; cytoplasm. The transcript is spliced from 11 exons. Gene Ontology annotation, biological process: vesicle-mediated transport; intracellular protein transport. Gene Ontology annotation, molecular function: zinc ion binding; GTP binding; GTPase activity.